UUAUGUGUUAGAAUAUCAGCUGAUGCUAGAACAUAUUAAAGGAUGAAAUUGAGUGAAUAUUUUUUAAUUCUUUUGUGUUUUAUGUUCUUCUAUAAAACAUCAGGAGGACAAGGAGAUGUACCAGAAAUAAACAAUGGAAGCGAAGAAUUCUUAAAGGUACUUCAGAAAAUCAUUAGGGAGAGAGCGGAAGAGCUUAUUGAAACUAGGAGCGAGAAACUAUUUCUGAAGCUAGAAAGGAAGAUUAAAACCGUAAGCGAAACCAACAAACAGAUAACAAACCUCUUACAUCAACAAGCUCCAAUAAUGUUUCAAUAUACAAGUUUCAACGCAGAUUUAAGUGAUGUUCAAAGAAAAGUUACGAGAGAAUGUGACAGUUUGAUAAACAAUAGAAAAACUAAAUUAAUAAAUGAGACUGAACACGAUAUCAUUCAAUUUGUAAGUAAAAUGCGGGAUUACGUUUCCAAAACUACGACUGCUAUACAGACGGGAGUGUUACGAAGAUACAAUGACAUUUUGAGUGAUGUUGAUGCAAUUUCUGUUAGCACAACAGAGCUCCUGCGUUCUAGAGUAAAAAAUAUGCUCCAAAAUAUUUCAAAUCUUGAAUUAGAGGUGGAAAACCCGAUAGCUUUCUUUGCAACACUUUCCGACAAUGCUCCUAAGAAUGGUGAGAUAAUUAAAUUCGAUAACAUCAUAACAAACUCUGGGAAUGGAUACUCCGUCACAGAAGGAUUAUUUACUGCUCCUAUUGAUGGAUUGUAUAGUAUUCAUUGCUCAUUUCUUGUAGUAAAUGGUUAUGUAAAUGUAGAACUCACGAGGAACAAUAAUAAAAUAGGAAGAGGAUACGCAGCGGAAGGAAAACAUGAAAAUACUGGUUCCAUAUUUGUUACAACAGAUUUAAUGGAAGGCGACAAAGUAUAUUGCCAUAGACUUCCCGAUUACAGUACAGGAAUAAUUCGAGGAGAUUUAUACACCACUUUUUCUGGAUACAUUCUAUAAAAGCUUAGGUAUGCGUACCUCUUACUCAUAUGACUUUUAAUCUGGCAAGAUGUCUAUACUAUAUGUGUGACCUUUUUAUUUGUACUCAAUGACUGUUUGUCGAGGAUGUACAUACUCACUUUAUACACAUUUCCAUUCUUAAAAUAAAGUUGUUUACAUAAUA
Mytilus trossulus (common blue mussel) is the source of this 1159-nucleotide messenger RNA. RefSeq lists its product as uncharacterized. Gene Ontology annotation, molecular function: protein binding. Lineage: Eukaryota; Metazoa; Mollusca; Bivalvia; Mytilida; Mytilidae. The transcript has a single exon. The record is from RefSeq and is a predicted model, not a curated record. Bases 43 to 996 code for a protein of 317 amino acids.